AUGGAAGUUCAGCAUCCAAAAAAUCCUCCAAGUAAUGUUGCGAAAUUUACUGGAUACGAUUCUGGAAAUUAUGCCCUUGCCGAUGUUUCUCGCACCUUCACCAAUGAUGAAUGUAUGUCCAGUUGUCGUGCUCCCUUCUUAACACAGCACAGUAUUGCAAAAUACCUGGUACCAUUAACCAAGGAACUCCAAGAAGUACCACUGAGGCCAACAAUAAGUGAACUACCUGAUGCAGUGAUAGAACAUGUUGUGCAACGAGACAAAGCCUUCUGGGUGGAUAAACCAGGGCUCAAUGACUAUACUAUACACGAUGCCUAUUAUAAUUACGGCAUGGUAACCAAAGUUGUGAAACCAACGCAUCAGGACGUGUUUCCUCGUUCGUACCAGUAUGACCUGGACUGCGUUAAAUACAGGCGCAGCCAUGCCUGUGACGGACUUAAACAAGACGGCAGCGAAGAGAGUAAGAAACCCCUGAGUGCCCAUUGUCGUGACUGUCGUAAUUUAAACAUACCGGCCUUGACCGCCUUCCAAUUGGCGUGGGCAACGGAUCCAGGACAAAAACGUUGGAGGAAUUAUCCCGAUCUCACAGAAACAUUGACAGCGCAAGAAAUGCGAAAUUCUAUGAAAGAAGUUGGCCGACCGUUUCGAAAUGAAGCUUGUAACUGGUACUACAAGAACUACCCUCCGGUUAAAUACGAUUGCAUUAUUCGUAAAUUUUCUAAAUAA
This is a messenger RNA of Helicoverpa zea (corn earworm), 726 nucleotides long. RefSeq lists its product as uncharacterized. The transcript has 6 exons. NCBI's taxonomy places the organism in Eukaryota, Metazoa, Arthropoda, Insecta, Lepidoptera, Noctuidae. The record is from RefSeq and is a predicted model, not a curated record. The coding region runs from base 1 to 726 and encodes 241 amino acids.